Molecule: messenger RNA, 5135 nt
Organism: Cricetulus griseus (Chinese hamster)
Lineage: Eukaryota; Metazoa; Chordata; Mammalia; Rodentia; Cricetidae
Source: RefSeq, a predicted model, not a curated record
CCAGAGGAGAACAUUUUGGAUUCGAGGCUCAUCGCCGCCUUCGAGCAGAAGGAAAGGGAACGUGAGCUGUAUGGGCCCAAGAAGAGAGGACCCAAACCCAAAACUUUCCUCCUAAAGGCCCGGGCCCAGGCCGAGGCGCUCCGCAUCAGUGAUGUGCAUUUUUCUGUCAAGCCGAGCGCCAGCGCCUCCUCGCCCAAGCUGCACUCCAGUGCCGCUGUGCACCGGCUAAAGAAAGACAUCCGCCGCUGCCACCGCAUGUCCCGCCGUCCCCUGCCACGACCAGACCCACAAGGAGGCAGCCCUGGCCUGCGCCCACCCAUCUCGCCCUUUUCUGAGACCGUGCGCAUCAUCAACCGCAAGGUGAAGCCCCGGGAGCCCAAGCGGAACCGCAUCAUCCUGAACCUGAAGGUGAUUGACAAGGGUCCAGGAGGAGGCAGCACUGCGCAGGGUGCAGGGGCGCUUGCCCGCCCCAAAGUCCCAUCACGGAACCGGGUCAUUGGGAAAAGCAAGAAGUUCAGCGAGAGCAUGCUGCGCACCCAGAUCCGCCAUAUGAAGUUUGGCACCUUUGCGCUGUACAAACCCCCGCCCGCCCCUCUGGCGCCCUCUACCGCAGGCAAAGCCGACAUGGCCUCCUCCGGGCCUGGGCUGCUCCUGUCCACCCCGGCAGCUGCCCCUUAUGACGCACACAGCUCCAGCUCUUCCGGCUGCCCCUCACCCACACUGCAGUCCUCUGACCCAGACGAUGCACCGCCCAAGCUGCUCCCUGAGACCAUGAGCCGAUCUGCCCCCAACUGGCGAGAGCCAGAGGUGCUGGAUCUGUCCAUCCCUCCUGAGGUGGCAGCCACCGGCCAGCGGGCACCUCCUGAUGUCACUGCUGCUGCAGGCCAAGUGCUCCACACAGCCCUGGAGCCCACAGGUGCCUGCUCCGAGCCUGAGGCUGGGGACUGGCGUCCCGAGAUGUCACCGUGCUCCAAUGUAGUCGUCACAGACGUCACCAGCAACCUCCUGACCGUGACCAUCAAAGAAUUCUGCAGCCCUGAGGAUUUCGAGAAGGUGGCUGCGGGUGUGGCAGGUGCUGCAGGGGGUGGUGGUGGCACUGGGCCCAGCAAGUGAGGGGUUUCUCCAAGGAGGAAGGCUUUGGGGGGGGGCCUCCUUCCUAGAAUCAUACUUGUGCUCCCACCCCGUCCCUGCCCUCAGACCUGUCUGCCUGUGCUUUGCUUGCCUCAAAUGGCUCGGUGUUGACCCAGGGAUGUGGCUGGGUAGUCCUGAAUGUGGUUAGGGCACAGGAAGGAAGAAAUGCUCCCUGGAGUCCAUGGAAAUGUCCCUGAUUCUGCAGGUGGGGCCCAGUAGGUGGCUUCUGGGGAAGCCCAAGAACUGUCCUACCUACACCCCACCCUGCCUCUCGCUUGCUUCUUGCUCUGUGUGCAGUGUCUGGUCUCGGUGCUAUCUUGGCUGCUUCAGGGCCCCUAGGAGAUCCCACCUACGGUGGGCACAGUCUCUUAGUGCCACCUGGGACUGAGUGAAGGAUGAUGCUAACAUAGGCUCCUCCCUCAACACCAUUGAGGGUGGCAGCAGCUGGGCCAGAGGUCCCUUCCCUGCUUGCCUACAUCUGGACCAGGCUCACACAGAUUUUGUGCUCCCCACACCCUGUCUCUAUCCAAAACCCCUUUGAAGGUGGAGGGGCUGGCAGACAUAGCACCCUGCUGCAGCCUCUGGGCAUCUGAAAGCCCCCUACAUUUUCUACCAAAGGUGCUGCAGGAACCUGCUGUGGAAACUUCUGUGCAUGUGUGUUUGCCCCUUGGCUUGUUCUUGUGUGGAUCCAUGUGUGUGUUGGGUGCAGGGCGUCAGGCUUUCCUGCAACACCCUUUACGGUUCCUUAGAACAGGGUCACUGAAGGCGUGGCCUCCCUUGCCUUAGCCAGGCCUGAUACAGUCCAGUCUGUGUGGUUUGUCGUGGAAGCCACAGGCCUCUUUUCCAACCCCAGGUUCCUGAGGGGACAUGAAACCCUCAGGCCCUUCUUGGGGUGUUACGCUUGAAAGUCAGACCUUCACACUGCAGACAUAGCAUGGGGAGGACUGUGAUGGGGAGGGCCCAGCUCCAGCCUCUCUUAUUGCAGAUGUUGGAGGAAAGAAAAGGCCUAGAGACCUCCCAGGAUCUUUGGUUUCUCCCACCCUUCUGGUUUGCUUUUAACUGCUGAGCUCCCUGGCAGUCUAGCCUGUUGGAAGACUUUGGGUGCCUUGGGCAGCUUCGCUUGCCUUCUGCUGCUAGGGAACCGAGGCAUCCAUGCUGAUGGCCGAGACCAAAGCCAGGUACAAGGACAGUGGGCAGGCCAGAGGGGAGAGGGAGGGUGCCUGUCCCCAGACAGCACUAGGGACUCCACUGGCCUGCCCUUGGCCACUGCCUGAGACUCACUUGGGUGUUGAGUGGGAUGUUUCUAUGUGUAGCCUGAGCUGGCUCUUGGUACCUUGCUCAGAGCAUGGUAAAAGGUGGAGUCAGCUGACCCAAGGACAAGUAUUCUGGUCUUAGGGGAAGAUACUCUUCUCUCCUACCCCCUGCCAGGGUCUGCAGCGCAGCCCCAGCCCUCCUCGCCCCAGGGUAUGAAACGGCUCCUCACAGGGUUUGAGGGGGACCACAGUCCAGGUCCCACCUUGUCCUGUGUUAACCCUGAUACCGUCCAAGUGCCAAUUGGCUUUUCCCCCAAAUAAGGGCUGGUAUUUCACCUCUGUCCCCAGAGGCGAUUUCCCCCUCCCCUUUACCCAGGUGAGCCACCACCUGGGUGCCAGUUACAGGUGUUUGCAGAGACCAUAGAAAUGUGUUUUCCUGAGAGUCUGUGUCAUUUGUGACCUUUUUUGUAAAGAAGUUGUGUUUUCAGAGGUGAUUUUAUGACAGGAAAGUGAAAGAGUUAGUUUUGCAAAAAAUGGGAAAAAAAGAAAAAAAUUUUUAAAAAGUUAAAAAAAAAACAAAGAAAAGAAAAAGUAGAAAAAAAUAUUGUGGGAUUCCUAAGUGUGGGGUGGAGGGAGAAAGCUAUUUAAAGAGAACAUAGGAACGCAGCGAUUGCACAGGUGAGGUGGCAGUGUUAGAGUAAGGGGGAGGCCUGAGCUAGCUGGGGGGUCCCCCAGGGUCGAAGGCACCAUAGAUGGCCAUGCUGCCCUCCUUCCUUGGCAACAGGCAGGGCAAGUGUUCUUUGGUGACAUAGGAAUAGAUUACAUUCCACUCCUUGCUUGAAAGGAAGAGUGACAGCCAGUGUCCAGGGAGCUAGCAGGAAGCUCUGGGGACAGGCAGGUGGCAGUCGUGGGACUCCUUGGGGACUAGAUUCACUGUGUUUUUUCCCCCAGGAAGACUUCUCAUCCACGCGCUAUUACUUUUCACCAGCUUGCUGAGUCCUGUCACCCUAAAGACCAAGUCACCUUUGAGUUCCGCUGGUUAGGAAAGGGAUACGGGCUUCAGAAGCCGCUGAUGGGGUAACUCGCACACAAGGCCUCAAGGUGACUGGACGAGGGGAAUGCCCAGGACUGCUGGUGAGCAGAGCCCUUCUUCCUCUCCCAGAUGGCCUGGAGUAAGAGGCCUAGGGCUCUACACAGACCCUACACAACAUUGCACCAUCAGCCUACUUCAGGCCCCGACCCCUCUUGCUGCUUUUCUUUGUUUGCAAGCAGAAGUUGCAGUCCGGUUUGCUUUAUUUUUGUAUGUGAAAUGACCUCCCUGGUGGUCAUGCCCUGUAAAUGCACCCUUCCCACCCACUUGUCAGGAAAUGGAAGUAGGUGAGUCCCCAGGGUCUUGGGUUUUGAGAUGGAAGGUUGGGGCCCAUCCUGGUUUAGUCAGUCCCUCUAUGAAAGGGCUGUUCAGAGCAGCUAGGCCUGUGCACAAAGCCCUCCGGGGCCUCCAGCUGCCCACAUCCCCUAAGGGAGCAAAAUGAGCCUCCUUCCUCUGGGCAAGCCACCCUUGCGUCAGUGGGAGGGGGAAUUGUCUCUUUCAAAGGAGGUUAAACUACUUCGCUGCAGUGAGGAGGGCUUAGAGCCCAGGCUUCCCUGGCCUUCAGAGGGAAAGCAGGGAGUCAGGCUGGCUGGUGCCUAGACUAGAGAGUUGGCCCUUGCAGAAACUAGGCCGGUCAAGCAUCUGGGCUUAGGCCAGACUUCCUGACAUCUGGGGACCUGAGAGGCCAUACCCCUUUCCCUUACUUUUCUGGUUUGUUUGGUUGGCUUUCUUUUCUUCUUUGUUUUGUUUUGCACUUCAAUGGAUGGUGGAACCCGGUCUGGUCAGCUCUGCCCUUGGGUUCCGGUGCACUAGGCCAAGGCGGCCUCUCUGGGGCUUCUGCGGUUCAAGGAAUCACUUUUUAAAAGAUAAGAGAAAAUUUAAGGGUUUUAGUUUUGUUCUGUCUGCUUCUCUUCUUGGUUCAUGAAGCCCAGAGAGUGGGGUUCGGCGCCCCUUCUGACAGCCACCACCGAGAAGGUUAGGUGGGGGUAAGGACCCACUUCCUAGCCUAUAGGUCCCUCCGUCCAUACAGGAGUCAGGACUCCACUCCCACUGUACGCAGAGCGUCAGCUAGGUGAUGGAGCCAGAGGGUCUGAAGAGGUCAGGUGGAAGGAAGGAGUCAAAUGCUGGGCACACCUGUGCCAAGGGGUGAAGCAGGCAUCUUUUUGUUGGUUUUAACUUAAAAACACAAAGGCCUAAAGAAAUAUGUAUCUUAUAAUUUUGUUUUAAUUUUUAAGAAGCUCAUUUGAUGAACUGCACGAAUGGAUUCUAUAUAUAUAUAUAAUAUACGUACAUAGCUCUAUAUUUGGGGACGGGCACUGUCUCUUUUCUCUCGCGUUUUAAGGGUGACGUGUCUGCCUUUGUCUGUGGUUCAACCAUCCAGCUCCCAGCUGGCUAAGCUUUGCCUCCAGUGGUUAAUGACAGGAACAUGGUAAAGCUAGCCGGUGGAUGAAGGGUGGGGCCCCUUGGGGAGAACUUCUGGCGGGGAAGGUAGCUUAUUUUGGAUGUGGGUUUGGUAGCUUCUGGGCCAGGGGAGGGCGGGCUCGUGCUGAUCACUCUGUCUCGUUCGUUUUGUUCUGCUGCUCUUCAAUAUUGUAUCGAUGCCAGGAAAAGGGGGUGAGACCUCUUUCACCCUCAAAUAAAUUGUCACAUUCCGAAGCUAA